Linum trigynum is the source of this 2691-nucleotide messenger RNA. The record is from the annotation of a GenBank genome assembly. Lineage: Eukaryota; Viridiplantae; Streptophyta; Magnoliopsida; Malpighiales; Linaceae.
UUUCUCGAUCACAUGAUUAUCUUCAUCUCCCUGGCAAGUAUGUAUGCACAUGUAUAUUAUCUGUUAAUUAACACAUUGCUACUAGUAAUUAACAAUGCACUUGUAUACCUAUCUAAAGGAAACAGUACAUUUGUCCAACAUAUAUUCCAAAUAAGUAAAGAUCUAAUCUUGCAAACUUAUACUUGAAAAAUGCACCUGUAAAAUGUCGUAUUUGUUAAUUACCUGUUUUACUGUACUUAUAAUGGCAGAUGACCCAGGAAUGGCAUGUGUUCAUCAUUAAUUGAUAAUCCCCAAAAGAAGUUCCUGAAAAAAUGGGGUGGUGGUGGCCUGGUGGGAGUCUAGUCUAGGCAGCAAAAACAAAAGGCAAAAUCUUUGGAUAGUAAUUAUCAUCCUCCAUCAUGUGAUCCCCAAUCAUGCCAUGUUUUACUCUUUGGUCCUCUUUGUUUACAUUAUUAGUUUGAAAAUAUUAAUACAUAGAUACCUUCCAUUGUUAAUCAAUAUACUAAAAUGCAUAGCAUGUGAAUAAAUAAUUCCUAUGUAAGUAGAUAAAGGAUUGGGUUGAGGAAGGAGAUCUCAGCUCUAUCCACAAAACCUAAUAAUGGGUUCAUUAGGCGAUCACCGACCAUCUAAACAAAAUGUAUUGAAUCGAUUCAUCAUUAAAUUUGAUUUUGUUUGACAAUAAUGAACUUAAUAUUAAACUCCAUUUCCCUUAUCAAGUUCAUCAUGAAAUAAAAAGAAUCAUCAACAUAAAUUAUACCAUCCACAACAUGCGAUACGGUAAAAUCAUGAUUUAUAUUCAAAUUAUCUAUGAACUGGGUUUUCUUUUUCUAACAACGACGAAUUUAUCUAAGCCACAAACAUUACACCAAAUGCUGGGUUGGUAUGAUUCGAUGAUUUAUAACUAUUUUAAUAAAAAAUAGUCGGCAUUUAAUGAAGUUGUUUAUGCAAUGUUGAUUAUGGUUUAGGGGAAGGAAAAAAAAAAAAAAAAAAAAACCCCAUCUCUCUCGCCUCUCUCUAUCGUGGUGAGUGGGGGCGCAUUGUUCGCCGCCGUGCGACUUGCCGGUAACGGCCACGCCGCCAUCGUGCCCCGCCGGAUUAGGCCUGAGGCGCAGAUGGAGGCUUUAAAAUCCCUUCGUUGGGCUAUGCGAUUCCAUUCGCCCCAUUGGAUUUCCUCCCUCUCGUCAUUUCUUCUCCUUGCUCAGUUGCCGAACCCUAAAUUGGUUUUGCCCAGUAUGGCGGCUCUCAAUCCGGUGUUGUUUGGAGACGAUGAUGUCAUGGCUGGAGUUGAGCGCAGCGACCUGUCUCUCCUGGGCAGGAUCGUUGGGCCUUCGCCCCCCAUCCGCCAUCUCCAGACCACCCUUGGUCGACUGUGGCGGUGUCUCGGGACGCUUUCCAUCCUCCCAGCGCAGGAGGGGCUGCUGCAAUUUGUCUUUCCGACGGAGGCUGCUAUGAACGGAGUUUUGCGUGAGGCCCCCUGGUUCCUCCCCAAAUUCCUUGUCAACCUCGCUCCCUGGGUGGCGGUUACCCCUGAAGUGGCGGAGCAGCUUUGGCGCGUCCCUCUCCAGCUUCAGUUUUGGGAUAUUCCCCCCUCCUGCUGCACUCGAAAAGUGGGUACUUUGCUAGGCCUUGCCCUUGGCAGGUGCGAACCAACGGCAGUCCACAGGGAGGUAGUAACCGGUGAGCUGUACAUACACGCCAAAGUUUGGUUGGAUGCCAGAUCUCCGCUCCCGGUGUCAGUGCCUGCCUCACAUGAGAAAUCCAGUAAAGGAAGCUUCACGGCCACUGUCAAAUACAAAAGGCUCUCUCAAUUCUGCUUUCUGUGUGGGAUUCUUGGUCAUGUCGGCCAACGCUGCCCUCGACGGGAGGAACUCGCUGGUACGGUUACCCCGUACAGUAAAGAUCUGGUGUCGACGAGGUCAGGGCCAAAGGUGAACGAGCGCUCGUUAUUGAGCCGCAAGCAGUUCACUUGGGUUCGACAAGCUCGCGAAGGGACAGAGAAGAGCCUAGGCCAGCCUAGUCGAAGCCGUCCAUUGCCUUUGCCGCAAUCAACUGCUGCUGCCUCCCCUGCAGUGGGGGCUGCUCCUCUGUUUUUGCCGGCUGAACCAUCUCCGCUCGAGGCAGAGGCACAGUUGCAAGGGGGAGGUCAUGAUCCCCAUCAGCCUGCUUCUCUGGUGCGCUCCAGGCCUAUGCUGGAUGGUGCGGCGGACGUGUCUAUGGCAUUGAAGAAAGCUCGGGUGGACUUGAUGGACACCUCUGGUGACAAAGAGAAUGACUCAGUGGUGGAGGAACCCAGCCCAAACUGGUCCCAGCAGCCGCGAUGAGCAUGGUGGUGUGGAAUUGUCGGGGUUUGGGGUCCCCCCUGACGAUUCCCUCGUUGUUUGGGGCCGUUUGCCGCUUCUCCCCGUCGAUUGUCUUUCUAAGUGAGACUAAGCAUGAUGAUGAUUUUGUACAUAAGAAGCUUAGGCGUCUAGGAUUUCCAUUUACUCAUUGUGUUUCUCCUAUUGGUAGAGCAGGUGGUUUAGCUCUUGCGUGUUCUUCUUCCGUUGAUUGUCGAAUAUUAGGACAGGCUGGAUUCUUCUUGUUUGUAGAAUGCCAGCAUGUAGUUUGGGGUACAUUGGGCAUCUUGUUUGUUCAUCUUCACUGUGAUGUAAAUAUUCGUCUUUCUCAAUUCAAUGAACUUUUGCAUUUGUG